AUGUUAAAGAAUUCAACAGAGUCGUAUAUCGACGGCUAUAUGAGACUCGCUUGGAUCAUACUAUCAACCUCACCACAACUAAACCCACCACCACGCUACACUCACUUGAUGAAACUACAUAACCAUUUCCAAGCUAAAUACACCCCUUUUCUCAAGAAUCUCAUAGUCAACUCGCAAUUAUCGCCUACAAAUAUGGUCAUUUCAUUAUACUUUUUGUACAAGCACUAUCACAAGAACUCAAUAAUAUGUACCAAAUUGGAGAAACCUCAACAAAAUGGAGGAGGAGCCACAUCCAAUGACGUUGCACUCGAUCCAACUCACAUAUACAUGAUCAUCACAUCACUUAUAUUGUCCAACAAGUCAUUUGAUGACCAGUCGUAUACACUCAAGACAUGGUUUAUUAUCAUCAACAACACUUGCAAGAACUUUCCCUUUGCGGGUAUUGGCGUUGACUUGAAACUCAUUAAUGCAAUGGAGGCGUAUUUCUUGAGUUCUGUCAAUUUUCAAUUGUCGUUUGUUGGGAUGAGUAGUGACGCAUUGUUUUGGCUGUUGUUUGAACAUCAAGCAGGUGUAGUUGGUGUUGAAGAUGUGACUUUGUCAAUGUUUAAGUCUUUGUCUGGGUAUGAUGUCCCACAAGUGGAUUUUGUUUCAACGACACCAGUAGCGAUGCAACCACAACAACCACAACCACAAAUGCUAUAUGAAACACCACGUCAACAAUCAUACGAACAAACUUAUCAAGCACCAUUUCAACCAUAUGAUCAAUCUCAGUUGGACUCACAGUUUGUCGCACCUCCAUAUAUCAAUGUUGAUUCAAUCACACCACCAGUACCAGCACCACCGCAAUUGACAACCACACUGUGCUCGCCACUCGAAAACACCACAACUUUCUCAUCAUACUAUCCAUUGACACCAAACACGCCAUUGGAUUAUUGUUGCAAGAGAAGAAAGUUGGAACAACCUAUAUUACCAUCACAAAUGUUGCCACAACCGCCAUCGCAGCAACAACAGCAACAGCUUCAACCACAGCUUUAUUUCCAGACAACAGCACCACAAUCACAACAUUAUCAACAGCAACUACCACAAUACGCCCAACCACAACAAUGGGCUAGUUAUCAGGUUCCCUUACCAUACUUGUACUGGUGA
Messenger RNA from Lodderomyces theae, 1146 nucleotides. RefSeq lists its product as uncharacterized. Lineage: Eukaryota; Fungi; Ascomycota; Pichiomycetes; Serinales; Debaryomycetaceae. Bases 1 to 1146 code for a protein of 381 amino acids. The transcript has a single exon. The record is from RefSeq and is a predicted model, not a curated record.